This is a messenger RNA of Rhodofomes roseus, 1824 nucleotides long. RefSeq lists its product as uncharacterized. The record is from RefSeq and is a predicted model, not a curated record. The transcript is spliced from 4 exons. NCBI's taxonomy places the organism in Eukaryota, Fungi, Basidiomycota, Agaricomycetes, Polyporales, Fomitopsidaceae. The coding region runs from base 277 to 1680 and encodes 467 amino acids.
UGCAUACUUAGUACAUUGACGUCGUUUGCUCACAUUGUGCAGGCUCGCUGCGGUCUGCGCAAAAGCGAUGCCGGCCGGUGCAGUCGACGUCGGGAUGCAAGUACUACAGUUAUAUUCGCUGCUACUGCGGCUGAAGUUGAGCGCAGACACUGAUGGCAGUGAGACAGGCCAGCGCCGGCGACCGUGCUUGAUAAGUUACAAGCCGACCCUUACUAUCUGACUGUUGACAUACGGUCACCGCCGUCUGCAACCUGAUCCCGCUGAACACACAAGCUCAUGAUCAUCCCGGACGACGACAAGAAGAAGGCGGACCCAGCCACUGAGCCGCUCAUUGGCUCGUCCUCUCAUGUGCAAGUGCCCGAGGAGGCUCCGCCACCCAGCUUCCAGGAGAGUCUGGCGGCGGGAGCAGGGCCAAGCACGGCGGUCAAGAACCCCUACAGCUACUACAAUGGCAACCUUGCGGACUCAGACGUCUUUGUGCCUCCAGGGGGCGAGGAGCCCCCUCCGUUUACGCCGUACCAGGCUGAGUUCUUCGUGUCUGGGGACAGCAUAAUCUCGCAUGACAAACAUCUCAACGAAGACGGUGAGGCACUGUACCGUUUCCUGUUGUCGCAUGCGGAGACACCGCCGACGUUCUACGUGCACUUGCGCGGUGUGCACACCGAGUCGCGAACACGCAUGGUGUCCCGAAGAGUCAACGACGGACAGUACCGCACCCACCAUGAGCAUUACACGGAGAACAUAGUCGACUUCGACUUCCCCAUCGACAUCGGGCAGCACAUAUCCUCCGGCCCCGUGCAUUGGAGCGUGCCGGACGAGGAGCCCGCGUACAGGGGGAAGAUGUACCGCGAAGUCGAGACGGGCGAGUUCGCGCAUGCGGGCGACCUAGAGGGCAUCGUCCAGCAGCGUGAGCGUAGACAUGCGUCUAGGACCCAGGUUAAGAUGGGGAAAGCUAGACGGCAAGAGCGGCGGGAUAGGGGACUCCCCCCAUGGGCGUCGCUGGAAUGUGAGAGCGGGCCUGGUCAUACGGGCGCGGAUGUCCAGCAUACGAGGGUGCUGAAGUCGUCGCAGACGUUGAGACAGUGGGCGGACGAGUACUGUGCUAGUGACAAGUUGCUCAAGGAGUUCACAUACGAGAAUGUCGUCUACGGCUGGCACCUCGUCAACCUGCAACUAGCCAUCGAAGCAGCCAUCAAGUCGACCUACUACACAGGCAAACUCACUGUCGAGUUCAAGUCCUCUAACUCCAAGAUCUGCGUGCGGCCCGACAGCCAGUUCUCCCGCAUGCUCUCUAACAAAUGGAUCAAGCUCGUCCUCAUCCUGCUCUUCAUCUACCCCUUCAUCUAUCUCUACAAGCGGUUCGGCCGCAGAGGCGGCGGGCGGUGGGAGGUCUGCGGUGGUGCGUACGCCCUCAAGUCAUGGCGGCUCGUCGACCCCUCCUCAGAGCCUCCGCCGCCCUUCCCCGGGACAGCCGCAAGCGAUUCGCGCGUGGUUUAUACUAGGACGGGAACCGCCAGGAUCGUCGGCCUCAGAGAGGGCGAGUGGUUCCAGCAGUGGGAGAAGACGAUCCGGAGAGCGGUCACGGGUCGACUGAAGUCUACCGUCCCUCUGAAGGAGCCGGAUGAGACGACCAGCGCGGCGAUGAUGUUGGAUGGAUACCGCCCGCACGGACAAUUCUGAUUUAUUGACUGACCUGCUGUAAUUGCUGUAGUUGUGUUUUAGUCGGCUCGCUCAGAGAUGCGUAGGGUUCUAUCUGGUUGGGUACUGCCAGAGCACAAUUCUUGAUGGGUCAAUUGUACUCUUCCUACACCGCGCACUGUGGAC